UUCAGCACCGCGGACAGCUCCGGGUAAAAGCAGCAGCGAGUCGCUCCUCUCUCCUCUCCUCUCCUCUCCUCUCUGCUGCUCUGCUCUGGAUAAAACCCAUUUCUUUUUUUUAUUACACCUCUCCAAGACAACAAAUACGACAUAUUCUUCGAGGAGUUGUUUAAUUCAGUCCGGAUCAGGCGACAUAUUUGUAGUGACAAGGCUACAGACAACAAGCAGGACACAGGACUCCAGGAGGUUUGCAAUCUCUGCGAAGUUUCCUCGCCACUGAAAAGGGAUUCUGCCUCCUCCUCUUCCUCCUCUUCCUCCAGCCGGUCUCUGCGCAUCCCCGGAUCAUCGGCUGGUGUUUCAGGGGGGAAGUUGAGCAGAAAGUGGCACCUUUCUCCUUGUUUGGACUAUAUCCUAAUACAAGUUGGACUUCUUUUCUUCUCAGCUCUACUGCGUAAUUUCCCAGUUGUGCGUAAAAGGAACUCCAUUUGUUGGAUAAGUAGCAAAAAAAAAGGCAAGUUUUCUUUGGUGCUAUAUAUAUAUUUAUAUAUAUAUAUAUAGGCUUCUUCUUCUUACAGCCUGUAAAUGCUCCUAUGAUGAUGAUGAUGCGCCCUGGAUACAAGUCUCCUCCUCUCUGGCACCACUGAUUCUAGAGCUCCUUCUUUUUAAUUUAACAUCCACACAGAGAGGGAGGAGACUUUUGGACUAUUUCCUAAUAGAAGUUGGACUUUAUUGCGUAAUUUCCCAGUUGUGUGUGCGUAAAAGAAAUUCAUUUUUUUUGGAUAAUAUUUCUAGUAGCAAAAAAAAAAAGGGCAAGUUUUCAUUUGGGUGCUAUAAAUACAGUCUUCUUCUUACAGCCUGUAAAUGCUCCUAUGAUGGUGAUGAUGCGCCCUGGAUACAUGUCUCCUCCUCUUUGGCACCACUGAUUCUUGAGCUCCUUCUUUUUUAAUUUAACAUCCACAGAGAGAGGGAGGAGAGGAGGGACUGCCAUCUUCUCCUCAUCUUCUCGACAUUUUCGACAACUACUGCUAAGGACUGGUAGGUGAUAAUGGGCCAUGGAUCGGUGAGAAAAUGUUUAAUCAGAUUGUUGUAAAAUGAAGUUGGAGGCCCUGGACGCAGCUUAGCAACUUUUACCAUCCUCAUCCAUCAUUUUAUUAUAAUAGACUUGCUGUAAAGAUAUAUAUAGGUGUGUGUAAAAGCUUGUUUCAUGACGGAAACGAUGGCGCUGAGUGGGAACUGCAGGACUAACCCCAAAGAGCAGCAAAUAUCUGUCCAGAACAGCUUCCCAGAUGUGGUGGAACUAAACGUAGGAGGGCAGGUUUAUUACACGCGUCACUCAACUCUAGUGGGCACCCCCAAUUCACUCCUCGGGAAACUGUUCUCCUCCAAAAAAGAGGCGUCUAAUGACUUGGCGAGAGACCCAAAGGGACGUUAUUUCAUCGACAGAGACGGGUUUUUAUUCCGCUAUGUGUUGGACUAUCUCCGAGACAAGCAGGUGGUGCUCCCGGACCACUUCCCGGAGAAAGGGAGGCUCAGGAAAGAGGCGGAGUACUUCAUGUUGCCAGACUUGGUGAAGCUCCUGACCCCUGAUGAUGUCAAGCACAGCCCGGAUGACUACUUCCAGAGCGACUAUGAGGAUGGAUCUCUGCAAGGCAGCGAUCACAGAGGUCAGUGCCCGCCUUCAUCUCUCGUCCCAGCGGAUAGGAAGAGCGGCUUCAUCACGGUGGGUUACCGGGGGUCGUGCACCAUGGGCCGGGAGAGUCAGACUUCAGACGCCAAGUUCAGGAGGGUGCCUCGGAUACUGAUCUGUGGGAGGGUGGCCCUGGCCAAAGAGGUGUUCGGGGAGACCCUGAACGAGAGCCGGGACCCGGACAGGACCCCGGAUCGCUACACCUCCAGGUUUUACCUCAAGUUCAAGCACCUGGAGAGGUCUUUUGACAUGCUGUCGGAGUGCGGCUUCCAGAUGGUGGCCUGCAACUCGUCGGUCACGGCCUCGUUUGUCAACCAGCACACUGAGGACAAGAUCUGGUCCAGCUACACGGAAUACGUCUUCUACCGUGGCCCAUCACGUUGGUCCUCCCCUCCGUGUGACUGCUGCUGCAAGAACCACAAGGGCGACGGCGAGGGCGAGAGCGGCACCUCCUUCAACGAGCUCUCCACCUCGAGCUCCGAGAGCCAGUCAGAAGCCAGUUCUCCCCAGGGGACGGUCAUCUGCGGCCCGGUCAGCCGCCAGUCACACCCCCACGCCAAUGUCCAAACCCUGGACAGGCCGCUGAAAAAGGGCCCCAUCGCCAUGCUCCAGCAGUCCGAACAGCGGCGGAAGAGUGACUUGUUGCGCACGCUUACGGCGAGCUCCCGCGACACCAGCACCUGCAAGAAACGGCCGGCGAAGGAGAAGCUGACGGUCGAGGAAGAGCUGGAAAAGUGCAUUCAAGACUUCCGCAAGAUCAAGAUCCCGGAGAGGUUCCCCGAGAGGAAGUACAUGUGGCAGGCCGACCUGCUCAGGAAGUACCGCCUCUGAGCCAGGAAAUAGGACAGAGGGAGCAGACACAUGAGGCCAAGGAUCAGUUUACAAGUUUUUUGAUCAUGACUUCUGCAACAAAAAGGGAGAUAACACUAAAACUGAUUUGAAUCCAGUUUCUGGGGGGAAACUUCACCUUUAUGCCAGUAGGUUGAAAGUCUACACAGAAGCUAGCAAGAAAACCAGACUGUUCUCUUACUGACAUACGUGUGUGUGUAUGUAGUUUAGGCCUACUGUAUGUACUGUAAGUAUGUGCUGUACCUUGCUGAAUGCUUUGAAUAAUUUUAUCCCUGAGGACCAAUCCGAGUGGGCGAAAGACAUCCUCUAUGAAGCGACCAUCCAACAAAGGCUCGCUGAUGGCUACAAUCGGGGGGGUUACUGGACUGCACACACUGUCAUCUGUCAUAAUUUCCCUGGAAAAACCAUCACAGCAGCCACAGUUUUAGUCCACAAAGACAAACUGAUUUAGUAUGUGAAUGUGUGUGUUAAUGUGUGUGUGUGUUUGCACCCAGGUGGCCUAGAGGUCACAGAUAAAUCUGCAUCAGGACCCAUUAAUAAUUCAUGCUGUCCCGACAGUGCUCUCACUAUAAAUACACCCAGAGCUCUCUGCUGCCGGGGCGGCGUAAACAGCUAGGUAAAUUACUUAACUUUUGGGUAACAUUUGGAGACUUCUGAGGCAGGAGGAGGAGGUACAAUUUCAUCAGCAGCACAAUUCAUUUUCUUCUUCUAAUAUCGGUUAUAUUGCAAACGUACCCCCGAGUGAAUCACACUGCCCUGCGUUGCAUUGAUUUUUGCCGUGUUGGCUAGAUGUGGAGCAAUUACCAGGUAACUGUGUGAAGGAUAAGUGAAAGUGAAGGGUUUGAUUUAAUGGUCAAACCAUGGGGAAAUACAGAGGUUCCAUAAAGAAAAGUCCUGAUUUAACACUCCUAUACACACACACACAUACACUUUUCCAUUUACAUUACGGGCAUUUUAGCCAAUUACUUUACCAAACACUCACAAACAUUCAUUCCCACAUAGAGAGCGAUCAAUUGUGAAGUCAUUUAAACCAUGCUCAAUAUGACACCUACAGUAACACAGACAGAAUGGGACAAGAUUGCUACACAGGCUAACCCAUCAACACAGACGGAUGCUUUCUGCACUGACUGUUGACGCGGCGAUCAAUAGUUAUUGAUGAUAGGGUCCGGCGAAAGAGCUGAUAGAUGUGGUUCUUGUUUACAGUUAUUAAUGAAGCCCUUGGGUUUCUGACAAAGACAAGCUGGUCAUAUAUUUAGUGAAAAUUAGCCAUUAUUCAUAUAUGCAUUUACGUACUCAGUCAGAGUCGACGUGAUGCAUUGUGAUGUAGUUACAGAAAAACAACAAAGAUAGCAGACAGCUAUUUUUGAAAGAACACAAUUUAAUUUCCCCAGCAGGUUCAUUGUUAUUAAUUUAAGGCUCUUGUUGGAUCAAAAUGCCACUGACAGAAAGAUUUAGAAAUUAAUUCAGGGUGUAAAUUAAAUUGUCGACCACCGCAUAAUUGCAAAAGCACACAGACAUUCAGUGAUGUUGUAAAUGUAAAACAUUUCUUUGGAGAGUUAUGACGGCAAAUGCCAUUUAACACAAUUAUUGUCAGAUUGGUUCAAUGUUUAUUUAAACAGGUAGCGUUAUUGACAUCGCAAUCUCUGUUUUAGGAGAGAAACAUGUUAAAGAGAAAAGAUAUAUAAAAAGGAUUAAACAUAUUGUACAGCGGAUUGUCAGUCAAAACAGUGAGUUCAAGAUGUUAAAAUCAUUUAUUGGCAUAAGAAAAUCGAACUUAAAGAGGACCUAUUAUGCUUUUUCCCUUUCCUUUAGUGUGUUAUAUAGUUUUUUGUGCAUGUAAAAGUCCGUAGUCCGUAGAGUUUGGU
Molecule: messenger RNA, 4392 nt
Organism: Sebastes umbrosus (honeycomb rockfish)
Lineage: Eukaryota; Metazoa; Chordata; Actinopteri; Perciformes; Sebastidae
Gene: kctd16b
Product: potassium channel tetramerization domain containing 16b
Exons: 2
Coding region: 1196-2509 (437 amino acids)
Biological process (GO): regulation of G protein-coupled receptor signaling pathway; protein homooligomerization
Cellular component (GO): postsynaptic membrane; presynaptic membrane
Molecular function (GO): protein binding
Source: RefSeq, a predicted model, not a curated record